GCCCGGGCCCGGCAGCUCGCCUUACGCACUCCUCCGACCUCGGCCCUUUGGAUUUGACACUCCGGAUACUUUUGAAAGGGCGGAAGGGUGAGAAGCAAAGCGAGCAGCGCUGCUGAGGACAUCUCUCGCUCCGCAGAAGGGACCCCUGACACUUCGCUGCUGGAUUAAAGGCUGGAGCUGCAGAAACUCCUCCCCUUCCCCCCGGUUCUUCCCCCCCUUAUUUCCUAAGACCAUUAAAAAAAAAUUAAAUAAUUAAGGAGCACGGGAGCACGGAGUGACUGCUGCCGAUGGGAUAAGUGGAAGAGAGCCCACCUCUCCGGGCCGGGAUGGGCAGCACUGCCAUGGACACCAAGAAGAAGGACUCGUCCGGCAGCGGCAGGAGAGGCUCCAGCCAGAAGAAGCUCGUGCUGCGAGUGCACAUCCCCGAUCUCAGCUCUUUUGCCAUGCCAUUCUUGGACGGUGAUGUGGAGAACGCAGACAAAAAUGCUUCUCGCAAGGUGGACGAAAGCUACUCUGCAGGCAGUCCUUCGAAAGGCAUUUUCUCAAAAGGGCUCCAGAACCGACCUUCCAGCCCUGUUUCUGCCCCUGUGAGAUCCAAACACAGCCCUGGCUCACCCAAAACAGUCUUCCCCUUCCCCUACCAGGAGUCUCCCCCACGCUCCCCACGUCGAAUGAGCUUCAGUGGGAUCUUCAGGUCCUCCUCCAAAGAGUCCUCCCCCAAUUCUAACCCGUCUACCUCUCCUGGGGGCAUCAAGUUUUUCUCCAGAUCAAGAAAAACCUCUGGCCUCUCCUCUUCUCCAUCUACCCCAACACAAGUGACCAAGCAGUCCACGUUUCCUCUUGAAUCCUAUAAGCAUGAGCCUGAGAGACUAGAAACACGGAUUCACUGUUCUUCUCCUCCGGACAUAGGGCAGAGAUUUUCUUUGCCUCCAUCCCAAAGUGCAGCCAAGCCUCCUAUAAUGACACCAUCUCUCUGUGCUACCUCAAAACCAGCGGCGGCAUCGGCUCCGGCUCCCUCUCAGCUCCCGGCCGCCUCCGAAGGGAUGCUGGAGAAACUCGAGCUCGAAGAUGAAGCACUUGAAGAAUCGGAAAGUGACAUUUAUGUGCGAUUCAUGAGGUCACACAAGUGUUAUGACAUUGUUCCAACAAGCUCUAAGCUUGUUGUUUUCGACACUACGCUACAAGUAAAGAAGGCCUUUUUCGCCUUGGUGGCAAAUGGUGUGAGAGCAGCUCCACUGUGGGAGAGUAAAAAACAGAGUUUUGUAGGAAUGUUAACAAUUACAGAUUUCAUUAACAUACUGCAUAGAUACUAUAAAUCUCCGAUGGUUCAGAUCUAUGAAUUGGAGGAGCACAAAAUAGAAACCUGGAGGGAACUUUAUUUACAAGAGACGUUUAAACCUUUAGUGAACAUCUCCCCAGAUGCAAGCCUUUUUGAUGCUGUAUAUUCAUUGAUCAAAAACAAAAUCCACAGAUUGCCAGUUAUAGAUCCCGUCAGUGGAAAUGCACUUUAUAUACUUACCCAUAAAAGAAUCCUCAAGUUCCUCCAGCUUUUUAUGUCAGAAAUGCCAAAGCCUGCCUUUAUGAAGAAGAAUCUGGAUGAACUUGGAAUAGGAACUUACCACAACAUUGCCUUCAUACAUCCAGACACUCCUAUCAUUAAAGCCUUGAAUAUAUUUGUAGAGAGAAGGAUAUCGGCUUUACCUGUUGUGGAUGAGUCAGGAAAAGUUGUAGAUAUUUAUUCCAAAUUUGAUGUAAUAAACCUUGCUGCUGAAAAAACCUAUAAUAACCUAGAUAUCACAGUGACACAAGCCCUACAGCACCGUUCUCAGUAUUUUGAAGGUGUUGUAAAGUGUAGUAUGCUGGAAACACUGGAGACCAUUGUUGAUAGGAUAGUGAAGGCUGAGGUUCAUCGUUUGGUGGUAGUGAAUGAAGCAGAUAGCAUUGUGGGUAUCAUCUCCCUUUCUGACAUUCUACAGGCUUUGGUACUCACGCCAGCAGGUGCCAAACAAAAGGAGAAUGAAAGUGAAUGACUGCUGUGAAUGUAUAAACGUUUGUAGGAGAACUUGAACAAAGUUUCUGGGUCAAGUUUGUCUCGAGAACAGUGACUGCAAUAGAACAGAGCAGGAUGGUUGAGAAUGUGUUUUGGGACUUAGUGAUGGAUGAUGAGUCUAUUCCCCCCCAGUGAUGUCGCAAAAAAACAAAGCAGCAUGACAAAAGCUUAUGUUACAAUGUAGGCUUGUAUUUCAAAACGUCUUCAGAACAUUUGCUGGAAGACUUCACACGAUGUCCUUCAUUAAAAUGCACUGUAUUCUGAAACUUUUUCAUUUUGUAUUUGACAGAAGUCACUGGUCAGCAAUGGAUAUAUGUGACAUAAGGCAAGUGUAUGGCAUAUUCAUAUCAUAGUGCCUUAUGUCAAAAUACAGCAAUAUGUCAUCACUGUUGCCCAUCACUGUCAAAGGAAGUAUUGUGUUAAAUGAGACACUGUAUUUGAAUGUGAAAGUCUUUAAACCUAAACCAAAUCAGUUUCAGUUCUCAUUAGACUUGUCAUAAAAGCUGUAAUUUGAAUAUCAGUAGACUUCUUUAAAACUUUAAUGACAGUUUUGUGUUAAAUGUCGCAUUCUGAACCGAGUUGUAAAACGAGACUGAUUUUAAAAACAGCUUUAUUUAUUUUUACUUUCAUGACAAUUUUUUACACAUCUUUGGUGGAUAGCUAAAAUUUCACCAUAUCCAUUAAUAAACUGUUGAUUGUUAUACAAACCAGUGGCAGAUUUUCUCAUUAUUUACAACGUUGGAGUUGUAGGGCUGUUGGUCAGUCCACGUGAGUGGAGUUGGAGAUCCCAGCAGUGCUCCGUGCUGUGCUGUGCAGGCACCGUGUGGGAAGGGACGUGCCAGAGAACCAGACUUUCCACUGUGUUGAAGAUGUAAAAUGAUGUCUGUACGACUAAAAUGCAACUCUGUAUUGUAUGUGAUUUGUACAGAAGCCGAGGAAGGCCGUGGGGUUUUGCUGAUGUAAAUGUACUGUAACAUUUGAUGAUGAGAUUUUUAUAAUUGUAGAUGGAAGAAAUUAAACCCUCCAACAUCCGUUUGGUGUUAGCGGCUCUCGCCACGUUUUUCUGCACGUGUGAUGUAUGUGUGUUUUGGGUGAUGUAAGCUCCACACAGAUGUUCCCAUUUUCCUUCAGCUUAUGAGGCAGCUUGUGCUGAUGGCACGGUGCAGGUAGUGCUGCUUCUGGCAGUGCUGUGUUUCCAGUGGGAACGUGGCCCCACAAUAAUGGCACUAGGCUGACCCUUUAUUUUUCCAUGUAUAAACACUGAAGCAAAAGGUGAACGAUUUGCAGUUUGCUGACAACAUGUGAGGUUUUUAAGAGCAAUGGAAAGCCCUUUCUUCAGACCUCACUUCCUGCAGGAGAUUUUGGAACAAAAUGUGUGAAAGUUUUCAUCCUACUGAUGUUUUUCGUGUGUAAAAACAUUCUUGUACACAGGGACAAACUAUUCUCUCACACUCUCAUUGCAAACCGUUGUCUUGUCCAGCAUCUUUUCUGACUAAUGACCUGCCAGCUGUGCUCCCUGUGCUUCUGAGAGGCACAAAACUGAGAAAGCAGCCACCUGGUGGGGCCAGCUGCUCACUGCUGCUGUUACAGACCAGCAGCUCAGCUCGCUUGUCUUUGCUGGGGAAAGGAGCGACAGAAACCAGAAAUAGCAGCUCUUGUGCUUCGUGAGCUGUGUGGAAAGGGAUCAUUGGUGGUAGAUUGAAAUUUCACGUGGUCAUCACUACCUGUAAAUGCCAUCCAAGCUGCACAGGUGUGACUUCUUGAAAGCCUGCUUGCUGUUCCAGCACCAGAAUUACAGCCAGCUUUAGAAGGUAUGGGAUGGAACUGCCUAAGUGCAGCACUCUAUCUCACUCUGCCUAGCAUGAGUCUGCAGGAACAACAUUUUCAGUCCUACAUUAGGGUAGUUCUGGAAAAAAUGAAGGGUUGAGCCACUGAUAGAUGCUUUUUUCUUACAUUAUAUUUAGCACAAAGUCUUUUGGCCAUAUUCCAUCCAGACAGCUUUGUGCCUGUCUGCAUAAAUUAGCAUGCAGAAUGAAUUUGCAGUUUUCAAACAGCCAUGCACAGAGUCCCUGUUUUAACAUUAUUACAAGUGCCAUGCAUGUGUUAUGGACACUGAGCUAGCAGAAUCAUGGAAAGCUGGGAUCCUCAGUGAUGCAAAACUGUAUUCAGAGGAUUUCUACCCUUGCUUUCUGAAAUUCAGUUCUGAAUAUUAAUUUAAGCGUGACAAAAGUAUCAUCAAAAAGGCAUUUUCCUUUACCAUGCUCCUUGUCCUGGCACAAGUACCUGUUACACAAACUAAACCAACCAUGUCAUUUUAAUGCAGAUCGGUUUACUACAGAGCUGGGAAACUGCUUGUAUCAGCUUAACGAAGGCAUAGAAGUAAAUGGGGGUAGAGAAAGGAGGGAUGAUUUGGCAGCAGUGCAGCAUGUACCACGCUGUGUUGCCAGAGCACCUAAAGCUUUCAUGUAGGACACUUCCCUUUCACGUAGCUCGCUAGGGAAAACCAGACAGCAGUUGGUACCUAUGGAGCUGAGACCACAGAAUUCCCUUUCUUUACACAGAUGUGGUGAUGCUGCAGGUGGAGGUCUCAGGGAGUUCUUCUUACAGCUCUGAUAGACUAUUCCAUGGCAUAGAUUGUCAUUCCCAGGUAUGCUGAGGUGCUGAAGAAGUGGAUUCCAUUCAGCCAGCCGGAUGGGAAAGCCUAUGUGAUUGAUUCCUGUGCUGCCCCAUGUGUUUCCUUGCCAGCAAGAGAUGUCUGCAAAAGAUAAUUAUUCUAAAGUACUUCUUGGUCUUGCGAGGGAUCAGAUGAUGUUUGCUACUGACCUGCUGUGGAUGUGUUUAAGUAUAAGGAAAUGUCUUUGUAGAACUAUGUUUGCCAUUAUUUUUUCAAUUAAGCUCAGCCCCUCAGUAUUUUGCACUAUCUAGAGAUGCUGUGAGCUCAUUACUUCAGAAAAUUGUCCUUUGCUGACAUUGAUCAUUUGGCUGAUAAAAACACUUUCAUGUUGUUUUACUUCUGGACUCCUUUCAGUUAAAAGGUCUGAGGUCUGUAAGCCUUGCAGACUGUAUUUGCUGUUUACUAGCAACUGAAUUGCAACUGUUGAGUCUGAGGCCUAUUCAUCUCCAGUCCUACAGAAUAUUGCUCUGCUGGGAAUGUUUGGGUAACGCAGAAACAACCGACAUUGCUUUCCAAGGCUCGAGUUCUUGUCCUCCCAGCAGGCGAGGAAUCUGACUGAAGCAGUUCCAAAACUGCUUUGAGAACACACUUUGCCAUCUUUCAAUUGAGCUCAGGGUAAGCUGGAGUCAUUCAGUUUCGGUCCAAGCAGAGGUGAAACCAUGCGUGCCUAAUCCUGCUGAACAGCAGGCUCUCCAUGCUCAGCUCUCAGGAGCAGCCAGUUUGCUUCAAAAUCUUCACACCUUAUGUGCUCCCACAUUAAAUGUUUACUAGGGGUAAUCUCCAGGAGAAAACGUCAUUCUGAAUAGUUUUAUAGUACCCUUGUAUCCACAUCACGUGCAUCAUGCAAAAAAAAAAUGUUCUGCAGACAGUGCUUUUUGCUCUUAACUCCAGGUCCAAAUUUAAAGGCAGUUUUGAGUGUUACUUUAUUGGCACUCAUGAUGAUUGCAUUGAUUCCCACUGAGGUGCAUGCAGAGAGGUGACAGGUACACAUACAGCAAGCUGAUCCCUGGGGUGUCCCUGCCAGCAGUGAAUGGCAGAAGCCCAUAACAUCAAUAGUCUCAGUGAUAGGAGUUGCAGGUACCAUUUAAUGCAGAAUUAUUUCUUUUUAAUUUUUUUUCUACUAUUAUUCUGUCAGCAUUUCUAUACAAAUGUUGGAGAAUUUGAUCUCCAUCAAAAUCCAUGAGGGGCCAGGAACAAGUGCAGGAUGGAACUGAGUGUACUUCCUAACUUCAGUGGGCAGCAAAGCGUAUGCCGUACAUGUAGGAGCACACCCAGUGCUAACAUUGGGUGCAGUUCCAAUAACUCCUCGGGAAGCUGCUGAUUUGCCAGAGGAUUGAGCAGGUAAUUAAAUUGGUAAUUGCUGUUAUAGGAACUGAAUGUACAAGUCAGAUGUGUUUUGCAUUUGGAACCUGAGUAGCACUGUGUUCGUGGGUUUGUAUGUGCUGGAUUGCCAUAAAAACACUUAACUGCUGGGUUAUGUUUCCUGGAGGAAAUUCAUCGCAGCUUUUUCUCCAUCACAGCAAAGCAGACACAGGCAACAAAAGACAGACGCUUUCCAGUUUCUCAGCCUCCACAUCUGUUCCUGAUCUCACUGCAUAUACAUGCUCUAUUUGUGCCGGCACUUUUUGUUUUGGAACCUAGACCAUGCCUGAUGUGUUGCAUUUGUUGACCAUGUCUGUUGGUAACAUGUUUACAAUAAAAUGAAUAUAACUUA
Messenger RNA from Lagopus leucura (white-tailed ptarmigan), 6438 nucleotides. RefSeq names its product protein kinase AMP-activated non-catalytic subunit gamma 2 (gene PRKAG2). The coding region runs from base 327 to 2030 and encodes 567 amino acids. The transcript has 17 exons. The record is from RefSeq and is a predicted model, not a curated record. Lineage: Eukaryota; Metazoa; Chordata; Aves; Galliformes; Phasianidae.